AUGACGGCAAAGUACGAUUCUGCUGCUCAGCACAUCGAGAAGUCCAAUGUUACCCACCUGGAGGUCGUAGCUGACCCAGAAUUACUUUCGGGAGCUUGCAUAGCAGAGAAUAGAGAGCACGAGCAGAGCUUAUGGCAUGCGGCCAAGAAACAUCGCAAAGUAUGCUUCUGGGCAGCCAUGAUGACUUUUACCAUCGUCAUGGAGUCCUACUGUUCGUACCUAACUGGUAAAAUCGUCGCUCUUCCAUACUUUCAAAAGCGGUACGGUGUAGAGAUAGGGCUCAACGCCGAAGGUGUCAUGCGAUACGCCAUUGAGACGAAAUGGCAGUCUUCUCUCCACCAAGCCGGUCAAUGCRGUGCUUUUGUCGGAGCUCUUCUAGCCGGACCAGUCACCAACAAACUCGGAUAUCGAUGGACGACUCUCCUUGCGGUGUUUACGAUGAAUGCGGCAAUCUUCAUAUCGUUCUUCGCCGAUUCCUUGGAGGUUCUGGUCAUCAGCCAAGCAUUCGAAGGUAUACCCUGGGGAUUCUUCAUUGCCAACUCUCCCGCCUACGUAAGCGAGAUAGUCCCGCUCAAAUUGCGAGCUGCAUGUGCCUCGACAAUACAGACAUGCUGGUCUCUUGGCGGCAUUAUUGCUGGUGCAGUCUGCUAUGCAAACAAUCAACGCGAUGAUCAAUGGAGCUGGCGACUUGCAAUGGCCCUCCAGUGGAUGUUUCCGGUUCCACUCCUGGCUGUCCUCUUCUUCGCCCCAGAGUCUCCCUACUGGCUAAUCCGUCACGGCCGCAGUGAAGAAGCACUGCGGUCUAUCAAACGUCUGGGCCACGAUCUUGACCAAGAAGCCAGUGAGACGUUGGCAAUGAUGGAGAGGACGAUCGAGAUCGAAGUCCAUGAGAUUGGCGAUCCACCCAUUCUUGACCUUUUCAAAGGUGUCGAUCUUCGACGCACAGUCAUCAUUUCUUUGGUGUACGCCUCGCACAAUUUCGCUGGGAAUAUGAUCACCACCCAGGCCGUCUUCUUCUUCGAACAAGCUGGACUGAGCACCAAUUUCUCCUUCCAACUAGGACUCAUCAAUUCCUCUCUGGGAUUCAUCGCCACCCUCCUCUCAAUCCCACUCGGAGCCCGCUUCGACCGCCGAAAAAUCUUCUUAGCAGGCUGUCUGAUCAACACAAUCUUCCUCAUCCUGAUCGGAGCUUCGGCCUCUGUUCCUCAAAACACCGCCACGAGCUAUGCACAGGCCAUCGGGGCCGUCUUGAUUACAUUCGUCUAUACAGGGUCUCUCGGACCAAUCUCCUACUCCAUCAUCGCGGAGACCUCUUCUGUGCGACUUCGCGCGCUAUCGACCGGAGUUGGCAGAGCAGCGUACUACAUAACAGAGAUUCCGAUGAUCUAUCUUGCGAGUCGUUUGUUGAAUCCCACGGGCUGGAAUCUAGCAGGGAAAUCUGCAUUUGUCUGGGCUGGGACUGCGAUGGUAUGUUUUGUGGCAGCACAUGUGGGCUUACCGGAGAUGAAGGGCAGAAGUUAUCGAGAGUUGGAUAUUCUAUUCGGGAGGAAAACUCCUGCCAGGCGGUUCAAGGAGACGGUGAUUGAUAUCAAGGAUAAUGAGUAA
Molecule: messenger RNA, 1605 nt
Organism: Ramularia collo-cygni
Lineage: Eukaryota; Fungi; Ascomycota; Dothideomycetes; Mycosphaerellales; Mycosphaerellaceae
Product: related to alpha-glucoside transport protein
Exons: 5
Coding region: 1-1605 (534 amino acids)
Biological process (GO): carbohydrate transport; transmembrane transport
Cellular component (GO): membrane
Molecular function (GO): carbohydrate:proton symporter activity
Source: RefSeq, a predicted model, not a curated record